Mucor mucedo is the source of this 350-nucleotide messenger RNA. RefSeq lists its product as uncharacterized. The annotation marks the transcript as partial. The transcript has a single exon. The record is from RefSeq and is a predicted model, not a curated record. Lineage: Eukaryota; Fungi; Mucoromycota; Mucoromycetes; Mucorales; Mucoraceae.
GCAUAACUCGUCUCUGCUAUUUUCAAGUUGUAAGCGAUUUGCCACUUCUAUUUCCAACAAAAAGACAGAGAUUUCAUCCGUUACAACAAAUUCGUUCACAAUUCUCUUUUUCUCUAAUGGAUUCCUUACCUACCUAUGAUCUUAGUCAGUCUGACUUGUCAUUAGCUAUGUUACUGCAGUUGGGCCUAGCUUCAAUUAUUAUUCCAGCUUCCAACACUCCUGUUAUUCUGGCCUCUGAGUCAAUUAUUUCUGUGGUUUUCCCUCACAACAACGUCCGUAUGUCUAAGAUCUUGGUACGCGAUUUGCUUCAUCGUGGGUCCCAAUACACAUAUUCUUCAACAACAAUCUGA